UUCAUUUGAAAUCGAAACAGAAAUGUGUCAAGACUGACAGUUGCUUUUAUUCAUAAAUAAAAAAAAGUAUCUGUGCGCACAAAUCUCGGGAAAUUUACAUUGAUUUCGAAAAUUGCAAGUACAUUAACAAUUAGGGAAAAUGGCCCACGCUAAUUUGGAGAAGGGUGAACUGAUUGUUCAAGUGAAGCAGCAAAUCGCGUUGGCCAACGCCCAGGAGAUGUUAUCCAAGAUGACCGAUAAGUGUUUCAAGAAGUGCAUCAAUAAGCCGGGCAAGGCUUUGGAUAAUUCCGAACAGCGUUGCAUAACUCAGUGCAUGGAUCGCUUUCUGGACACCUGGAAUCUCGUCUCCCGCACCUAUGGGAAUCGCCUGCAACGCGAACAGGUGAAGCAGAUGAGCACGGAAAGUGAAUUAAAUUGAUCGAAGGACAUACCCAUAUAUAAAUUCCAUUAAAAUAAAGAAGAAACAGAUUUUAGUUUUGUUUUGUGCUUGAAGCACUUGUUCAAUGUACAA
Drosophila sulfurigaster albostrigata is the source of this 511-nucleotide messenger RNA. RefSeq names its product mitochondrial import inner membrane translocase subunit Tim13 (gene Tim13). The coding region runs from base 140 to 418 and encodes 92 amino acids. NCBI's taxonomy places the organism in Eukaryota, Metazoa, Arthropoda, Insecta, Diptera, Drosophilidae. The transcript has a single exon. The record is from RefSeq and is a predicted model, not a curated record.